AUGAAAUGUUAUGAAAUAAUAAGGGCAAAGAAUAUUGAUUUCCAUACAUCAAAUGAUUCCCUCUGUUUUAUCGAACUAAUUUGUUGUCAAUUUCUAGAAAGAUUUAGAUACGAUAUGACAUAUUUCGCAAAAAUUAACAUUAAUAUAUAUCGAAGAUCUGGUGGCGACUAUUAUAACAAUAUUCUAGAAUUGAAAGAUAUUGACAUUUGCCAUAUUAUUAAAGGUGCCGAUACUAUAAGUUUCGUUACUGAAUUUCUGGAUUACGGAAAAACUCUUAAUGGAACUAUGAAGCAAAGUUGUUUAAGAUCGGGUGAAUUCUACUUAGCAAAUGCAUCGGUUCCGGGAGACUACAAAUCUUUGGAUUAUUUCCCUUCAGGUCUUUAUAAACUAGCAAUCAAAGUAUUUGAUCUUAAAGAUGAAAAUGUUUUUAACAUAACUCUUUCUGCAAAUGUAAUUCACAAAUAA
Molecule: messenger RNA, 465 nt
Organism: Clunio marinus
Lineage: Eukaryota; Metazoa; Arthropoda; Insecta; Diptera; Chironomidae
Source: the annotation of a GenBank genome assembly